This is a messenger RNA of Salvia miltiorrhiza (redroot sage), 1605 nucleotides long. RefSeq lists its product as uncharacterized. Bases 887 to 1498 code for a protein of 203 amino acids. The record is from RefSeq and is a predicted model, not a curated record. Lineage: Eukaryota; Viridiplantae; Streptophyta; Magnoliopsida; Lamiales; Lamiaceae. The transcript has a single exon.
GACCACAAUUACAGACUGUGUGUAAUUGGUGUCGAUUUGCGAGCAAUCGACAUCUCCCAUUUGCUUUAACAUGACAAAUAUUGAAUAUUGAGUGGGUUUGGUUCCAUCAUUUUCCAAAAAUAUAUGGAACAAUCAAGAAGGAUCAUCCGCGAAUAUUCCCAAUGUUUUCUCCAAGAAGAAGAGAUCUUUUUUCAUCACAGAACAUGCAAAUCUUGUGCAGAUUUUGAUGCAGUUUGAGGUCACCUCACCUGAAACUGACCCUCUUUAGGCUUAGUUUAAAACAUGCCAAACUUGGAAAUUUUACAGCAACAUCAUCAGAUGGUAAUGUUGUGUAGGGCUUAUCUUCCUCUGCCAAUCACCAUCUUUCUAACCUCAUGCCAUUAGGACAACUUUCAACAAAUUCUUGAAUCAUUGUUGGGAGGUUAGUUACGUUUAUAUGUAUAUAGGGUUGGGUUACAUAAGAAAUAAGAACCAAAUGCAACCACUAAAUAAAUUAGAUUGAAUGGACGUGAAAUUUGUGAUUCAUUAUGUUUAUAGAAAGUAGUCGUUUACGUGCAUAUGAAUACGUUAUAGUCUCAUAAAUUAAGUAGUAUCGAUGAUCUUAAUCGAUUCUAAAGGCGAAUUUAUUUUUACUGAAGGAUGAAAAAAAGAUAAGGUGGGGAUGAAGAAUUUUAUAAGUUGAGACCACCAAAAAAUCAGAAAAAGGCGUAAUAACCACCCAUCCUAUUUCCACUGUCGAAAGCAGCUUUCCCCCAAUAAAUAGUCCCCCAUUUUCCCCUCACUUUAUCAGCAGCAAUCUCGUGCACAUUUCACUGCUCAAAUCUCACACUCGUGUAUGUAUAGUUGUUGAUCAUAGCAAAACAGAGAGAGAAAUUGAAGGCCAAAUAUGGCAGCCUGCGGUGGCAUAGAACACAUCUUCGAGAAGCCAUUGUCGGAAGCUCCGAACUUUCUAGAAGCCCUGUCGCCAUGGAAGCACAUGAAAGCCUUGAACAUCGAUGACGACUCUUCCUUGACAGAAAUGUUCGGCGAAUUGCAUUUCAAGGAAAAUCACAGCAACCCUUGUCUCUCUCCUUCACCAGCAUCCAGUCUAGAGAGAGACAAGGGCUACUACCAGAGAAAGCGCAGCUCCUCCGACAGCCUCUCCCUCUGCACGGAGGGGCUGGGCUUCGAGAGCUUCGACGAUGUGGAGGAGACAUCGUCGGGCCUCUGCCAUGGAGAUGGAGACGGAGAUGGAGAGAGGACUGCUGUUGCGAGGAAUCAACGGAGCUCGGCGAGGGAGGCGGCGUUGCAGUUGCAGUUCCCGCCCCCGAUUUCGUGCAUAGGGCGGAGCGGGAAGCCGUGGGUGUGCUUCAAGGCGUAUAGGGAAGAUGGGAGGUUCAUUCUCAAGGAAAUUCGGAUUCCCACACAGGAAUUCUUGCAUGCAUGCCGCCACGACGGCCGCCUCCAGCUGCGCUUCGUCCACUCCGACGACCACCAAGAUGUUGACGAUUGCAACUAGCUACACAAAUUUCAUUUUCUUUUUUCUUUUCUCUGUAUACUUUCUUUAAAUAAAUUAAGAAGAUGGUGUAUAAUUAAUCUUAAAAAUAUGCACUACAGAUUGAAAUU